Messenger RNA from Porites evermanni, 8890 nucleotides. NCBI's taxonomy places the organism in Eukaryota, Metazoa, Cnidaria, Anthozoa, Scleractinia, Poritidae. The record is from the annotation of a GenBank genome assembly.
AUGUCUGGUCGCCUUGGUAAAGUUGUUCUAGCUCUGCCAUCAAUUAUAGACAUUCUGCUUGCUGAAUGUUCUGAUAAUGGUUUGUUUUUCAACGUAACCAAACAACACAAACCAACUGUAAACGUUUUCUUUCAGAGCAAGAAAAAUAAAGAACUGCUUAAACCAUCGUGUGACCGGCUCUCACCAAAUAGAACAAAAACUCAAAUUAACAUUCUGACCCGAGGGUAGGACAGAUGUAAUCACCGUUGCAGGAUGACAAACAUUCACAAGGAAAUUGUCCCUUAUUCGCACGCCAAUUUUAAAACUAAAUGUCUAUGUACGUUGAUCUGAUUAAGGAGGGAACACUAGGAAAUAAUAGCGGUCAUUGGUGUUACAUCUCAAAGCAAAUUCUCAAGCCUGUCUUCGACCGUUGUUUUCCUCCUCUCUUGACCUAGUUUAUCGCUUUCUUUUGUAAACUUUCCCUCUUCUAUUUUCUUGGGUGAUAGAGUCAAGAGGAGUAUUGCGCAAUCGUGCCUAGACGUAACCUGACUAAAAACAUUCAAAGCUCGGUAUAUUCUUACUUUGAAUGUUAUUUGCACUAAAGUCGUGCAAAAAGGCGGGAUCAUUGACUUUCUUAUUAGGUAAGUAUAUGUACGUAAACUGAUUAUUUUGUCUUCUUGAUUCUGGGAAACCCAUCUUCCCAUGACGUUAAAACUAAUUGAUUCCCGACCGCCUUCAAUACUCGCAACAUUCUAAGCGAGACGUGUUUACUCCUUAGCGUGUGCUGAUCCAGCAAUCAAAUUGCACCCAGACAUCCAAUAUCACGCAUCGAUCAGUGCCCGAUAAUAGGAAAGUAACUUUGUCCUAGUAGGGGCACUCGCCAAGCUGUCGGUGCUUUAGAAAACUAUCACUGUAGGAUAGAAUUUGGAGAACAAAAGUUGGCAGAUGGCUCGGUGCCUUCAUCAUAAAAUUGUAUUCAUUCCAAAAAGUACUCAAAAAGAAAUCUCGUUUACAUUUCAUUACUGUCCAAUAUUUUGAAGUGCAAUCACCUUUCAAAGUAAUAUAAUGUAAAGCGUAGCAGACCAGCGUCUUAACAUUGCAUUUGCGUUUAGGAAAAAUGGGGUGUUGUUUUGUUAUGAUAGCGAAUGCGGCUAUCAUUCUUCAAUACACCUAUACAAGUUCAGCGCAAAAACAUGAACAGUAGGUUCAGUUACUUUAUAUUGACAAAAUCGCAAUUUAAAUAAAUAGUCAACCACCUAGUUCUCUCUGUGACUUGAAUAAAGCCCGGCUCAAGUGAAUCGGUUGUGGUACAACACGCGACUCGGUUGUUCCAUAGCCAAGCCAUCACGUUCGCUGUGCCGUAAUGAAAAGUGUAUCUAUUGAAUGCACUUCUGUAAAGGAAGAUCUGGGGAUUAUGCUGAGCGAGUUGGUUCUAAAUUUGAGUAUUUUUAAAGCUACAGUAGGUAUGCUAAUUAAGUGAUAAAUCCUAGAGGGUAGCAUAAAUCUGUACCCAAAGGAUUUACAAGUCCCCGCAAAACGCUGGUGUGGGGCUGAGUGCCUUUUUGUUUCUUGUUUAAUUAUUAGGCCAUACAGGAUGGAACCAGUAGCUGAAAUUGUUUAGGUUCAGCAUUCUUUAUUAAAGGAACAGAGGAGGCCUUUCCUGUGUGGGUUCCCGGUUUGUUAAGCUGUACUAUCGUAAGGAAGUUCUAAGGCUUCUAAGUAAGUGUGAUGCUUCAACCAGAAGUUGUUGAACUGCGCUUCCCCGUUGUACUAUUUAAAUAAUUCAUCAUCUACAAGAAGGAUCGUCAAUAGUGUUUAAACAGAAACUUCAAUUAUCCUUUAAAAGAAACCCGUUGUCCAGUCUUACUGUAAUACUACAAGAUGAAAGGUUAUUUUUAACUUUUAAACAACAAUAAAUAAAACCCAUUCAAACGGGACCUGAGCAGAACUGUUCACGAGUACUGUUUACUUUUAACAACUGAACAAGGCGUCGCUCACUUUUGAGUCAAAUUGGACCAUUUUUGGGCAGGCUUACUAGAUUCUUUCAUUUUAUUCUACAACUAUUGAGCAAGGUCGUUCUAAAACCUAACGAAAUUUCGUUCUUUCUUCGUGUGUGAUUUCUUUUAAAUCAGAGUUAUUUCGUUGUGUUCUCCCAUGUUCACUGGUCUAUUCACUCAUGUCGCAUAAUCCGGAUGAUUGUAGCCCGUGGAAAAAACUUCAAAAAAGAUUCAAAAAUCUCUCCUUGAGUAAAUAAAAGCCUAUUCUUGUAACUGAUAUAUUAUUAUCAGUUGGUUUUAAACGGGUGCCCGUAAGAUUUGAUAAUUCAAACCAGAGGGCCACGAGUGGCUCUUUCCUGAAGUGCUAUGAAUUUUUAAGAUUGUGAAUAUGUUUAAGGUGGGUUUCAGGUUGAAAUCUUUGAAUGCUGAUUCAGGUUUCUCUUCCAUUAGUGCAAAAUUGAAAUAGCCAUACGUUUCGUGCCUCUUUUAGUUCAGGUAAAACGGUUGCAGUCAGACUAUAUUCACCGUGUUGACUCGGUAAUCAAUAUGUGGUUAUUGUUUAUCAAAAUAUCAUUUCAUUAGCUAAUGUAAGAGUUAACCCUUAAUGACAAACAUAUAAAGGCUUUCUCCUCCUUUUUAACUUUUUUGCUUGCGGAAAACAAUCUGAAAUAGGGAAACUCUGGAUCCAAGGGAAAUAUUAGGUUAGCUUUGAUCCAAGUACAAUGCUGCUGAAAGCUGACUGUAAUUAUCACAUUAAAAUGUGGCGAAGUAGAGGUUUUUAUUUAUGUUACUAUUUGAAAAGAAGAAUAAAAAAUUACUAAGUGACUUGUAAUGAAAGUAUUUAUCAAGAUCAGACUAUCUAUACGACACGGAUGUGCCGGCAAGGGGUGUGAAAAAUAAACAUUGCUCACCCGUUUAUUUCAAUGCCAUGAACUUUGUUUAUUUAAGAAAAUACAACAGGUGUAUUGAAACACAGCUACCUCAAGAUGGUGAGGACCAAAAACGUUUAUUGCUGGAAGGUUGGUUGGGAAUAAUUUAAUAGUAAUUCACCUUGAAAUAGGCAUAGAAAAUAGAUAUCAUCUUGAUGUACAAGUCUGUGUGUGCAUGAUCCAGUUUAUUUAAGUUCAGUCUUUUUAUUGUCCAAGUGUAACUUGAAAAACCUUUAUUUAAUAAAACAAUACUACAAAAUAAAAAUACUUUCUGCCUUGUACUUUUCCAGAAAAUACGUUCAUUUUAGAAAUGUAUUAGUUUCGUUGAUUUCUUGUGGGUGGGCCCGAUCUUGGCGAACUGGGAGAGCUUACUAUUGAAGGUCAAAUGUCGGUAUCAAAAAAGGAUCGGUUUGUUUUAAGGACAUAAUUAUAACUUUCUAGAAAUAACAAAUAAUACACAAAACGCUUUUUAUUCACAGCAACUGCACUGCAUGCGUAUCACAGUCAAUUUCGCCAAUGGGUUGAGGUCCAUAUAACACAUCUUUCAAUAUUUAUUCUUGGUAUAAGUAUACAAUUUAUUAAAGCUGAGGGCUUAUAAUUUUUCUAAAGAAUUUUUUCCUAUGACUUGGGGGCACAGUUUCUGGGGGGUUUCACUUAUCGUGUCCACAGUUACAAAAAUAUCUCGUCUUUUUCUUAGAAUUCCUCUAAACAUGCACCCAGGAGCCUAUUUUGAGUGGUUGUUGUGGGAUAGUUAUACUACUUUAAUAUUAAUAUAUAAAACUUCAUAUUCUCUGGCAAGCCUACAGCCGAUUGUUGAAAACUCUGGAGUUUCUCAUUGUGUUUCUCACCGAAAAAUAUAUGUUCAACACGGCUGCACUUAAAAAAUUAUAUUCUCUAGCUGAGACUACCUUUCAGUGAUAUGGGUGAAACUGUUUGUGUAGCUACGCCCUGUGCUCUAGCCUCUUUCUAAUACGCUAUCAUUCUCCUGUUCAGCCCUGAANGUGCCUCUUUUAGUUCAGGUAAAACGGUUGCAGUCAGACUAUAUUCACCGUGUUGACUCGGUAAUCAAUAUGUGGUUAUUGUUUAUCAAAAUAUCAUUUCAUUAGCUAAUGUAAGAGUUAACCCUUAAUGACAAACAUAUAAAGGCUUUCUCCUCCUUUUUAACUUUUUUGCUUGCGGGAAAGAAUCUGAAAUAAGGAAACUCUGGAUCCAAGGGAAAUAUUAGGUUAGCCUUGAUCCAAGUACAAUGCUGCUGAAAGCUGACUGCAAUUAUCACAUUAAAAUGUGGCGAAGUAGAGGUUUUUAUUUAUGUUACUAUUUAAAAAGAAGAAUAAAAAAUUACUAAGUGACUUGUAAUGAAAGUAUUUAUCAAGAUCAGACUAUCUAUACGACACGGAUGUGCUGGCAAGGGGUGUGAAAAAUAAACAUUGCUCACCCGUUUAUUUCAAUGCCAUGAACUUUGUUUAUUUAAGAAAAUAUAACAGGUGUAUUGAAACACAGCUACCUCAAGAUGGUGAGGACCAAAAACAUUUAUUGCUGGAAGGUUGGUUGGGAAUAAUUUAAUAGUAAUUCACCUUAAAAUAGGCAUAGAAAAUAGAUUACAUCUUGAUGUACAAGUCUGUGUGUGCCUGAUCCAGUUUAUUUAAGUUCAGUCUUUUUAAUGUCCAAGUGUAACUUGAAAAACCUUUAUUUAAUAAAACAAUACUUCAAAAUAAAAAUACUGUCUGCUCUGUACUUUUCCAGAAAAUAUGUUCAUUUUAGAAAUGUAUUAGUUUCGAUGAUUUCUUGUGGGUGGGCCCAAUCUUGGCGAACUGGGAGAGCUUACUUUUGAAGGUCAAAUGUCGGUAUCAAAAAAGGAUCGGUUUGUUUUAAGGACAUAAUUAUAACUUUCUAGAAAUAACAAAUAAUACACAAAACGCUUUUUAUUCACAGCAACUGCACUGCAUGUGUAUCACAGUCAAUUUCGCCAAUGGGUUGAGAUCGAUAUAACACAUCUUUCAAUAUUUGUUCUUGGUAUAAGUAUACAAUUUAUUAAAGCUGAGGGCUUAUAAUUUCUCUAAAGAAUUUUUUCCUAUGACUCGGGGGCACAGUUUCUUGGGGGGGUUUCACUUAACCGUGUCCACAGUUACUAAAAUAUCUCGUCUUUUUCUUAGAAUUCCACUAAAUAUGCACACUGGAGCCCAUUUUGAGUGGUUGGUGUGGGGUAGUUAUACUACCUUAAUAUUAAUAUAUAAAACUUCAUAUUCUCUAACAAGCCUACAGCCGAUUGUUGAAAACUCUGGAGUUUCUCAUUGUGUUUCUCACCAAAAAAUAUAUGUUCAACACGGCUGCACUUAAAAAAUUAUAUUCUUUAGCUGAGACUACCUUUCAGUGAUAUGGGUGAAACUGUUUGUGUAGCUACGCCCUGUGCUCUAGCCUCUUUCUUAUACUCUAUCAUUCUCCUGUUCAGCCCUGAACGGCUUACUGUUCAUGGUUAGUUGAACUUGCUCUGACUUAAAUUGUAAGUUGUAAAAUUCUCGCUCUCCUACCUGUCACUGCUCGACAUUAUCAUUACUGCUCGAAGCACUCCUCUCUCAAGACUACUCUCCUGUUGCCUCCAUUCUGAAAUAUACUUCUUUUUUCUAGACUAUACAACAGUUUUUUCCCUCAGAGACUGGCAUUAAUCUUCAGCUAUAUUACAGUAAUUACUCUAGAUUUCAAACCAUAUCUCACUUAACUAUUGAGUAGAUUUGUUGCAUUUGGAACAAACUGUUGGAAGUGUUGUAUACAUCACUCAGUCUUGAAACUAAUGAUCAGGUCUUAGAACGAGUGAAAUAAAGACUCUGUUAUCAUACGUUAUCCGGACGAUUCUACUCCACCAAUUUCUCAUUUUACUGCAGAAUACAAAACUUUACACUGUCUAUUUCUCCCGCUUCUGUAUGGGGCUUUUACCUCUCUUUGCUACGACUUGUCCUCAUUAAAUCAGUGAGGCACUUUCUCGAACUUCCAUAUCAUUCUGGAGGUUCUCAGUAUACUUUUCAUUUUAACACAACUAGUCGUUCCUUUCUGAGGCGAAUGUGGCAGUAAGUGUGUCUUUCUAACUCUCGGGUCUUUGGAUUGAAAUGAAAUUUUCAAAUGGAAUUAUCUGUUGACAGGAUUUUACAAUAAGAAUGCUAGAUUUUUCAUAUCUCUGAAAGCCUGUGCACUUUCCACUUUUCUCCAAGUAUAGUACUCAGUGUUCCUUUAUCAAACCCUUUUCUUGUAGUAUUCUCCAUAAUAAUUGUCCCAAACAAAGCUAUUUCUUCCGUGUUGACUCGGUAAUCAAUAUGUGGUUAUUGUUUAUCAAAAUAUCAUUUCAUUAGCUAAUGUAAGAGUUAACCCUUAAUGACAAACAUAUAAAGGCUUUCUCCUCCUUUUUAACUUUUUUGCUUGCGGAAAACAAUCUGAAAUAGGGAAACUCUGGAUCCAAGGGAAAUAUUAGGUUAGCUUUGAUCCAAGUACAAUGCUGCUGAAAGCUGACUGUAAUUAUCACAUUAAAAUGUGGCGAAGUAGAGGUUUUUAUUUAUGUUACUAUUUGAAAAGAAGAAUAAAAAAUUACUAAGUGACUUGUAAUGAAAGUAUUUAUCAAGAUCAGACUAUCUAUACGACACGGAUGUGCCGGCAAGGGGUGUGAAAAAUAAACAUUGCUCACCCGUUUAUUUCAAUGCCAUGAACUUUGUUUAUUUAAGAAAAUACAACAGGUGUAUUGAAACACAGCUACCUCAAGAUGGUGAGGACCAAAAACGUUUAUUGCUGGAAGGUUGGUUGGGAAUAAUUUAAUAGUAAUUCACCUUGAAAUAGGCAUAGAAAAUAGAUAUCAUCUUGAUGUACAAGUCUGUGUGUGCAUGAUCCAGUUUAUUUAAGUUCAGUCUUUUUAUUGUCCAAGUGUAACUUGAAAAACCUUUAUUUAAUAAAACAAUACUACAAAAUAAAAAUACUUUCUGCCUUGUACUUUUCCAGAAAAUACGUUCAUUUUAGAAAUGUAUUAGUUUCGUUGAUUUCUUGUGGGUGGGCCCGAUCUUGGCGAACUGGGAGAGCUUACUAUUGAAGGUCAAAUGUCGGUAUCAAAAAAGGAUCGGUUUGUUUUAAGGACAUAAUUAUAACUUUCUAGAAAUAACAAAUAAUACACAAAACGCUUUUUAUUCACAGCAACUGCACUGCAUGCGUAUCACAGUCAAUUUCGCCAAUGGGUUGAGGUCCAUAUAACACAUCUUUCAAUAUUUAUUCUUGGUAUAAGUAUACAAUUUAUUAAAGCUGAGGGCUUAUAAUUUUUCUAAAGAAUUUUUUCCUAUGACUUGGGGGCACAGUUUCUGGGGGGUUUCACUUAUCGUGUCCACAGUUACAAAAAUAUCUCGUCUUUUUCUUAGAAUUCCUCUAAACAUGCACCCAGGAGCCUAUUUUGAGUGGUUGUUGUGGGAUAGUUAUACUACUUUAAUAUUAAUAUAUAAAACUUCAUAUUCUCUGGCAAGCCUACAGCCGAUUGUUGAAAACUCUGGAGUUUCUCAUUGUGUUUCUCACCGAAAAAUAUAUGUUCAACACGGCUGCACUUAAAAAAUUAUAUUCUCUAGCUGAGACUACCUUUCAGUGAUAUGGGUGAAACUGUUUGUGUAGCUACGCCCUGUGCUCUAGCCUCUUUCUAAUACGCUAUCAUUCUCCUGUUCAGCCCUGAACGGCUUAUUGUUCAUGGUUUUUUAAACUUGCUCUGACUUAAACUGUAACUCGUAAAAUUCUCGCUCUCCUCCCUGUUACUGCUCUUAUGGCAUUACCAUCACUGCUCGACAUUAUCAUUACUGCUCGAAGCACUCCUCUCUCAAGACUACUUCCCUGUUGCCUCCAUUUUGAAAUAUACCUCUUUUUCUAGGCUAUACAACAGUUUUUUCCCUUAGAGACUGGCAUUAAUCUUCAGCUCUAUUACAGUAAUUACUCUAGAUUUCAAACCAUAUCUCACUUAACUAUUGAGUAGAUUUGUUGCAUUUGGAACAAACUGUUGGAAGUAUUGUAUACAUCACUCAGUCUUGAAACUUAUGAUUCAGGUCUUAGAACGAGUGAAAUAAAGACUCUGUUAUCAUACGUUAUCCGGACGAUUCUACUCCACCAAUCUCUCAUUUUACUGCAGAAUACAAAACUUUACACCGUCUAUUUCUCCCGCUUCUGUAUGGGGCUUUUACCUCUCUUUGCUACGACUUGUCCUCAUUAAAUCCGUGAGGCACUUUCUCGAACUUCCAUUUAAUUCUGGAGGUUCUCAGUAUACUUUUCAUUUUAACACAACUAGUUGUUCCUUUCUGAGGCGAAUGUGGCAGUAAGUGUGUCUUUCUAACUCUCGGGUCUUUGGAUUGAAAUGAAAUUUUCAAAUGGAAUUAUCUGUUGGCAGGAUUUUACAAUAAGAAAGCUAGAUUUUUCAUGUCUCUGAAAGCCUGUACACUUUCCCCUUUUCUCCAAGUACAGUACUCAGUGUUCCUUUAUCAAACCCUUUUCUUGUAGUAUUCUCCAUAAUAAUUGUCCCAAACACAGCUAUGUCUCUUAGUUACUUUCUCCUGUACCCCUCCUUUAUGGUACUUUUUAAAUUUUGCUAAUUUUAUUUACUUUUAAACCUCUAAUAACACUUUUCUACAUCCCUACCACUUCCAAACCUCCCUUGCAGCGCUUCUCAGUUUUGCCAGUACUUUCACGUCUCCGAGUACUGCUAUAGAGUGAAUUCAACGACUAGGUUUCUUCGACUCAUUUUAAUUUUUCUCUAUCAGUUAAUUAGCUGGAUCGAACAAAAAACUAAACUGAAACACUUUUCAUUUCUUCGCGCCCUUUUACACUGCUGUCACUUCUCAUAACUAACUGUGAACGUGAACAGUACACUACUUCGAUCGGUGCACUCUGUUUUGUCUGUGUUUGUUUUUUACUCAUAGCAUAAUAGUGCUAAUCGCUGUAGUAAGUGUUAACAUCGUCAUUUCCAACCCGUCACUUCAUGAGUAA